AUGUGGUAUGGUGCAUUUCCUAAACGUUACUUUGCUGAUGCUUUGAUGCAGAAAUUCUUUGGUAAAACAUGUGUAGUCGAUUACCUUAGGAAGCAUUCUAAAAAUGCAAGUACCUGCAGAGCACUGGAGUCCGUAAGCAGUAUGAAUACAUUAAUGGGGAAGCCAACUAAGUUUUUUCUUUGUACUGCACUUAGUUCUAGUGCAAAAACCAUGAAUUGGCAUUUGGGUAUUCAAAUACAUGCUUAUAUGAUUCGAUCUGGAUAUGAAGAUAAUUUGUUCCUUAGUAGUGCACUUGUUGAUUUCUAUGCAAAAUGUUUCGUUAUUGUGGAUGCAAAGAAGGUAUUUAGUGGCAUGAAAGUACAUGAUCAGGUGUCAUGGACUUCACUUAUUGCCGGAUUCUCAAUGAAUGGACAAGGAAGAGAUGCCUUCUUGUUGUUCAAAGAGAUGUUAUGCACCCCAAUUAAGCCUAAUUGUUUUACCUUUGCUAGUGUCAUUAGUGCCUGUGUGGGGCAUAAUGGGACACUUAAAAAUUGUUCAAGUCUUCAUGGUCAUGUCAUCAAAAGGGGAUUUGAUACUAACAAUUUUGUGGUCAGCUCAUUAGUUGAUUGUUAUGCAAAUUGGGAACAAAUUAAUGAUUCUGUAUUAUUAUUUGAUGAAACUAGUGAGAAGGAUGCUGUUGUAUACAAUUCUAUGAUCUCUGGAUAUUCUCAAAAUUUGUACGGUGAAGAUGCACUGAAACUAUUUUGUUAA
Abrus precatorius (Indian licorice) is the source of this 750-nucleotide messenger RNA. RefSeq names its product putative pentatricopeptide repeat-containing protein At3g23330. Gene Ontology annotation, biological process: RNA modification. The coding region runs from base 1 to 750 and encodes 249 amino acids. Lineage: Eukaryota; Viridiplantae; Streptophyta; Magnoliopsida; Fabales; Fabaceae. The record is from RefSeq and is a predicted model, not a curated record. Gene Ontology annotation, molecular function: protein binding; RNA binding. The transcript has 2 exons.